CCGCAAUCAACUGGGCCGUGCGAAGGCAACUUUGAUCAACGCGAAAAACGCGCGCUUCGAUUUUGCAAAAAAUUGUUUUGCUUUUUUUAAUUUGUUGGUGCGUGGGGUUUGGAGGUUGGAUAUGCGAUUUAAAUAAUUUAUGUCAAACUUUGAUUUGAAUGUCAAGGUGGCGAAAAAGGUGGUUUUGUCGCCUUUUGGUGACUUACGUGGCCACUAUUUUUGCCGUUGGCAGCCAAGAAAUCACCAAUUUCGUGGCCACGAACUUUUUGCAAGAUGGUGAGAUGGAAACCAGGAUCUACUUCGAUGGUGUUACUGCGAAAGAAACCGUUUCAAAAGGGUCUGGUUUGAAAUUUCGCCAGCUUUCCGAUGGCAAACACUUGAUACAAUCGAUAUACAACGAUGAAAAUAAUUUGGAGGAUUGUGAGUACGGUCUUAAAAGAGAUCAAGUAAAUAAGUUCCUAAACACUUUUAAAGGCGAUUUAAAAGUUCUAUUAACUACCUCUAACGUUACUGUGCAAUCACUGGAUGGUUUGCCCCUGCCAGAUGAGUUCAACUGGUUGAAUUACACGUAUUUAAGAAAAAAAUGCCAGAAGAAACAUCGAGAAAUUAAGGAAUUGGCUGACAAUAGCAGGCAAAAACGCGAUUUCUCCGACUUGCUGAGGAUACCCGGCACUAAGUGGUGCGGUAAGGGGUAUUCCGCGGACAAAUACACGCGUCUAGGGGGAUUUUCCCGUACCGAUAAGUGCUGCAGGAAGCACGAUCUAAAUUGUCCGUUUUGGAUUGGCGCUUUCGACACGAAGUAUGGCCUUUUCAAUUGGCGGAUGAACACUCUGAUGCACUGCGAUUGCGAUGCCAGGUUCAGAUCGUGUCUCAAACGAGUUAGAAGUAGUGACGCCAACCUGGUGGGAAAAUUAUUUUUCAACGUCGUGCAAACCCAGUGCUUUAGGCUGAAGCCGAAAAAAACCUGCGUGAGAUCAUCUUGGUGGGGAAAAUGUAAAAAAUUCAAAUAUUUCAAGCAAGCAAUACUAGUUGAGAAUCCCUCUUACUGAAUAUUAAAUAUUUUUAGGUAAAUUAUUUUGGGCCGUUUUUUUG
Molecule: messenger RNA, 1092 nt
Organism: Brassicogethes aeneus
Lineage: Eukaryota; Metazoa; Arthropoda; Insecta; Coleoptera; Nitidulidae
Source: the annotation of a GenBank genome assembly